AUGAAAAAACUCCACGCCCCAAAUCAUAAGUUUUACGAACAGUACUAUGUAGAUCAAGCCAAGCAAAAAGGUGGAAAUUUACCCGCAUUUCACGGAGCUCGAUUUCAGCGAGGUUAUGGCUUAGGAUCCAUAUUUAAAGGUCUGUUCCGCUGGGCGAUACCUCACCUGCAACAAGGUGCUAAGGUGAUUGGAAAAAAGGCUUUACAAACAGGAGUCAAUGUUGCCCAAGAUGUUCUUGAUGGAGAUAACAUUAAAACAGCAGUCCACAAGCGCACGAAACAAGCCCUCGGUCUACCCUCCCAGAAUUCAUUGCAGGGACAAUCAGGAGCUGGCAAAAAAUCUAUGAAAAGGAAAGCGCAAGGAACCAAAAUCAGAAAGUAAAAACAUCUCCGCAGCAAAAGAAGCCCAAAGAGAAAUAUUCUUUCUGGAAGUAACUAUGGCCUUUGUACAUCACGAGUCACGCGAGUGUACUAAAUCAGAGCUCGAUCUUUUUACUAUUCCUGCGACACAAACCUCUAUUCACAAAGGGCAAUGGAUUGAAUAUCACCCUCUCAGCAACAUCACAGACACUGGUCCUAUUGAAUUUAACGUAUCUGGAACCGGAGAAGAAUAUUUAGAUUUAGCGCGAACACAACGUUAUGUGAAAGCUAAGAUCACGAAAGUAAACGGAACCGCGUUAGAUGCCGAUACACAAGUGGGUCCCGUAAACCUGUUUUUACAUUCCCUUUUUUCGCUAGUGGACGUUUCCUUGAACGAGCGAUUGAUCUCUCCAUCCACCAAUACCUACCCUUAUCGCGCCAUGAUCGAAACCUUGCUAAACUACGGAGAAGAAGCAAAAACAAGUCAACUUUCUAUGGCCAUGUUUUACAAAGAUACUGCUGGAAAGAUGAAUGUAGUGAACCCCUUGGCUGCAGACGAUGAAGCAAACCUUGGAUUAAAGGCUCGCUAUGAGUUUACCAAAGAGAGUCAUAUGGUGGAUAUGAUGGGACCCAUUCACAGUGAUAUAUUCUUUCAAGACCGAUUGAUGCUCAAUGGAGUUAAUUUAAGAAUCAAACUGAACCGAGCCAAGAAUGUGUUUUGUCUUGUGUCCUCAGCAGCCGCAGCUAAUUUCAAAGUGGUUAUCACAGAAGCCAUCUUGUUUGUACGCAGAGUCAAGGUUGCCUCCUCUAUCAUUCUAGGCCAUGCAGCUGGGCUAAAACACUCCAGCGCCAAGUACCCCAUUCGCAGAAUCGACUGUAAAGUACUCUCUAUUCCAAGAGGAUUUAGCAGUUUUAACCCUGACAACAUCUUUUUGGGUCAAAUUCCCAAGCGCAUAGUAUUGGGAUUAGUGGACACAGAGGCUUACAAUGGGAGUUACAGUACCAACCCGUUGAACUUCAAUCACCACAAUUUAACUCAAGUGGGUGUGUGCGUGGACGGAGAACAAAUCCCCCGAAAACCUUUGUUCCUGAAGUUUGACGCCGCUGGUGGUCAAAAUGUGAUAGCCGGCUAUCAAAGUCUUUUCUCUGGUAUUGGAAAGCUUUCCCAGGAUACGGGCAAUCAGAUAAAUAGAAGUGAUUACGGCUCCGGUUAUACCUUAUUCGCAUUUGAUUUGACCCCAGAUCACUGCCCGGGAGAUCAUUUUGAGCUCAUAAAACAAGGAAACCUGCGCUUGGAGCUUCAUUUCUCGGAAGCACUCGCCAACACGGUGAACCUUAUCGUCUACGCUGAAUUUCAAAACGUGAGUGAGGUCGACGCAAAGCGAAACGUUCUCUACGACUACACAAACUAG
Molecule: messenger RNA, 1771 nt
Organism: Porites lobata
Lineage: Eukaryota; Metazoa; Cnidaria; Anthozoa; Scleractinia; Poritidae
Source: the annotation of a GenBank genome assembly